GGCCCAGAUCUGUGUGUAGUCGCCUUUGUGAAUCGUCCCUUGGCGCUUACAAUUUAUCUUUGCCAAAAAGCUGUCCUGAAUGAGUCUGGAUAAAGAACGAAGGGACUUCAGCAGCGUUGUACAAGAUACAACUUCUGUUUCCUGAUGCAGAGAACAUUCCUGGCAUCAUGGAAAACUGUAGCACGGACAACACUUCCAAGUCAAGAAUAUGUCUUUCAUAUUCCUCGUUGAAGAGUAAUUCUUCAUGAAUUUUGGAUAUGACGAUGGCAGAAUUUGGCAUCUCACUGGACUCAAUUGGCACCCUCUCUCUGCUUCCAUGUGGCACUCCUUCCCCACUUCCAGGCAUCGCUCUCUCCCCGCAAUCACCUCCUUGGCCACUGAACGGGUCGGAAGCUGGAAUAGAUGCCGCCAGCCCAACGAACGUGAGCGAGUGUGGCCAGAUCAAUAUCCCCACUGAGGUCUACCUCUUCCUUGGUGGAGUAAGCUUGAUCGAAAACCUGCUCGUGGUCAUCGCAGUGAUCAAGAACAGGAAGCUACACUCUCCCAUGUACUACUUCAUCUGCAGUCUAGCAGUCUCAGACAUCCUGCUAAGCCUGUCCAAUGCCUGGGAAGCGGUCACAAUUUGGCUGGUAAAGCAGAACAAGCAUCUGGUCACAGAGACCACUUUAUUUAAGUUGGACCAAGUACUUGACUCGCUGAUAAGCAUUUCAUUCCUUGCCUCCAUUUUCAAUUUGGCUGCGAUCACAACCGACCGAUACGUCACAAUCUUCCACGCUUUGCGAUACCAUAACAUCAUGAGGAGGAAGCGGGUGAUUUUUACUAUCUCAGGGAUUUGGAUGUUUUGCAUUUUUACUGGCAUCAUCUUGGUCAUUUACAGCAAGGAAAAUGGCAUAGUGGGUUUCUAUAUUAUAUCGUUUCUCAUAACACUAAUUCUCAUCUUGUCCCUCUACAUCUACAUGUUCCUGUUAGCCCAGGUCCAUGCCAAGCAGAUUAGAAUACUUCCCGGUCAAACAGUCCAAAGGCGAAUCAACUUUAAAGCAGCUCUUACAUUAACCGUCCUCCUAGGGGUCUUCAUUGUAUGUUGGGCCCCAUUUUGCUUCCACUUGAUCCUCUAUGUGUUCUGUCCUUCUGACCCAUACUGUACCUGCUUCUUCUCCCUCUUUCAAAUUGACCUCAUCUUUAUCAUGUGUCACUCCGUCAUCAACCCACUCAUCUAUGCAUUCCGAGACCCUGAAUUGUCCGGUACUUUUAAGAAAAUGCUGUGCUGUCUCAAGAGACAAAGCUACUUCCAUGCAUCAGCCAGUUUCUUGAAUGUGUAGUUGAUUUAUACAGGGAACAGGGUUGAGGCUAUGCUAUCUCCGCUAAUUCAGGAGGACUUGGUGGUAAGAGCCAGGACACAGUGUUUCUGGGACACAGUGAUGUGGGUUUCAGUCCUUCAGAGAUACAAGCACAAAAUCCAUUGUCGAAAUUAAUGACGUGCCAUCUUUCAAAUUAGAUGUUAAACUGUACAGCAUCCUAAAAGCUUUGUACUAUUUACUUUAGUUUAGUUUAGUUUAGUUUAGUGGUUCAGCGCGGAAACAGACCUUUCAGACCACCGAGUCCGCAACGACCAGCG
Amblyraja radiata (thorny skate) is the source of this 1615-nucleotide messenger RNA. RefSeq names its product melanocortin receptor 5-like. Gene Ontology annotation, biological process: G protein-coupled receptor signaling pathway. The record is from RefSeq and is a predicted model, not a curated record. Gene Ontology annotation, molecular function: melanocortin receptor activity. Gene Ontology annotation, cellular component: membrane. The coding region runs from base 258 to 1319 and encodes 353 amino acids. NCBI's taxonomy places the organism in Eukaryota, Metazoa, Chordata, Chondrichthyes, Rajiformes, Rajidae. The transcript has 2 exons.